Linum tenue is the source of this 360-nucleotide messenger RNA. The record is from the annotation of a GenBank genome assembly. Lineage: Eukaryota; Viridiplantae; Streptophyta; Magnoliopsida; Malpighiales; Linaceae.
GAUCAAAAUAAUUAUAUAAAAUAAAAUAAUCUUUGACAUUUAAAUGUUGUAUUCCUUAUUCAAAACCCUAGCCGCCUCGACUUUCUCCUCCUACUAGCUCUAUAACUCUAUCUCUUUGUUGUGCCGGGGAGAAUGGGGAUUUCCUAUCUUAUUCAUACUUGUUCAUUCUUGCAUAGUGGAUUCAACCCUAGCCUUAGAAUUUUCCUCUGCCAUCAAUCCACCGCCGGGCAUAAACCUCAUGUCGUCUUUGCAUUCAUCGGCUGUGAAGGUGCAAAAGGAAUUGAUCUAGCCGAAACCAGUGUAGCAAAGAUGAUGCCAAGAAUGCAGCGGAAGAAAGUUGAUGAAAAGAAUAUGUGCAUC